ACAGAUUACAGAAGCCAAGACCAUUCCUUAAAUCAUGCCAUUUUGGAUCUUGCCUGUUGCAAGACCCCCCAAAGUGUGUAUGUCAUGCUAUCCCACAUUCGGUCCAUCACUGGUGUUGCCAUAUUGAGGGAGUUUUCCACCAGGCACAUCUUUGCUUCCCCCCCUUCAGAUUUUCGAUCCAAGAUGAAAAGGUUAGCUGAUUUAUCUCAGCUCACUACCAUU
Messenger RNA from Dacryopinax primogenitus, 222 nucleotides. RefSeq lists its product as uncharacterized. Lineage: Eukaryota; Fungi; Basidiomycota; Dacrymycetes; Dacrymycetales; Dacrymycetaceae. The annotation marks the transcript as partial. The transcript has a single exon. The record is from RefSeq and is a predicted model, not a curated record.